Molecule: messenger RNA, 5174 nt
Organism: Sapajus apella (tufted capuchin)
Lineage: Eukaryota; Metazoa; Chordata; Mammalia; Primates; Cebidae
Gene: ELP1
Product: elongator complex protein 1
Exons: 37
Coding region: 221-4216 (1331 amino acids)
Biological process (GO): tRNA wobble base 5-methoxycarbonylmethyl-2-thiouridinylation
Cellular component (GO): elongator holoenzyme complex; cytosol
Molecular function (GO): tRNA binding; protein binding
Source: RefSeq, a predicted model, not a curated record
CCUUUACUCAAGUAGAGCGCUUCCGCCUCAGACACUUGGAGCGCUUCGUGAGAGAGUGAGAGCCGCUGAUAGAGGCGCGUGCGCAAUUCGGAGUGGACUCUGGGUAGCCGGCUGCGCGUGGCUGGGGAGGAGAGGCCGGACGCACCUGCGUUUGGGGGUCCUUAGGGAUUAAUGGUUCAUCAAGGGGUAGUGGUACUUGUGUCGUGAGAAUCACUUCAUCAUGCGAAAUCUGAAGUUAUUUCGGACCCUGGAGUUCAGGGAUAUUCAAGGUCCAGGGAAACCUCAGUGCUUCUCUCUCCGAACUGAACAGGGGACAGUGCUCAUUGGCUCAGAACAUGGACUUAUAGAAGUAGAUCCUGUCUCAAGAGAAGUGAAAAAUGAAGUUUCUUUGGUGGCAGAAGGCUUUCUCCCAGAGGAUGGAAGUGGCCACAUUGUUGGCAUUCAGGACUUGCUGGAUCAGGAGUCUGUGUGUGUGGCCACAGCCUCUGGAGAAGUCAUACUCUGCAGUCUCAGCACACAACAGCUGGAGUGUGUUGGGAGUGUAGCCAGUGGUAUCUCUGUCAUGAGUUGGAGUCCUGACCAAGAGCUGGUGCUUCUUGCCACAGGUCAACAGACCCUGAUUAUGAUGACAAAAGAUUUUGAACCAAUCAUGGAGCAGCAAAUCCACCAGGAUGAUUUUGGUGAAAGCAAGUUCAUCACUAUUGGAUGGGGCAGGAAGGAAACACAGUUCCAUGGAUCAGAAGGCAGACAAGCAGCUUUUCAGAUGGAAACGUUUGAGUCUGCUUUGCCCUGGGAUGACCACAGACCACAAAUCACCUGGCGUGGGGAUGGACAGUUUUUUGCUGUGAGUGUUGUUUGCCCAGAAACAGGGGCUCGGAAGGUCAGAGUGUGGAACCGCGAGUUUGUUUUGCAGUCAACCAGUGAGCCUGUGGCAGGACUGGGACCAGCCCUGGCUUGGAAACCCUCAGGUAGUUUGAUUGCAUCUACACAAGAUAAACCCAACCAGCAGGAUAUUGUGUUUUUUGAGAAAAAUGGACUCCUUCAUGGACACUUUACACUUCCCUUCCUGAAAGACGAGGUUAAGGUAAAUGACUUGCUCUGGAAUGCAGAUUCCUCUGUGCUUGCAGUUUGGCUGGAAGACCUUCAGCGAGAGGAAGGCUCCAUUCCAAAAACCUAUGUUCAGCUCUGGACUGUUGGAAACUAUCACUGGUAUCUCAAGCAAAGUUUAUCCUUCAGCACCUGUGCAAAGAGCAAAAUUGUAUCUUUGAUAUGGGACCCUGUGACCCCGUACCGGCUUCAUGUUCUCUGUCAGGGCUGGCAUUACCUCUGCUAUGAUUGGCACUGGACAACUGACCGGAGCUCAGGAGAUAAUUCAAGUGACUUGUCCAAUGUGGCUGUCAUUGAUGGAAACAGGGUAUUGGUGACAGUCUUCCGGCAGACUGUGGUUCCGCCUCCCAUGUGCAGCUACCAACUGCUGUUCCCACACCCUGUGAAUCAAGUCACAUUCUCUGCACACCCUCAAAAGAGUAAUGACCUUGCUGUUCUAGAUGCCAGUAACCAGAUUUCUGUUUAUAAAUGUGGUGAUUGUCCAAGGGCCGACCCUACAGUGAAACUGGGAGCUGUGGGUGGAAGUGGAUUUAAAGUUUCCCUUAGAACUCCUCAUCUGGAAAAGAGAUACAAAAUGCAGUUUGAGAAUAAUGAAGAUCAAGACGUAAACCCACUGAAACUAGGCCUUCUCACUUGGAUUGAAGAAGACGUCUUUCUGGCUGUAAGCCACAGUGAGUCCAGCCCCCAGUCUGUCAUUCACCAUUUGACUGUAGGCCCUUCUGAGAUGGAUGAAGAGCAGGGACAGCUCAAUGUCAGUUCAUCUGCAACGGUGGAUGGGGUGAUAAUCAGUCUAUGUUGCAAUUCCAAGACCAAGUCAGUAGCAUUACAGCUGACUGAUGGCCAGAUAUUUAAGUACCUUUGGGAGUCACCUUCUCUGUCUGUUAAACCAUGGAAGAACUCUGGUGGAUUUCCUGUUCGGUUUCCUUAUCCAUGCACUCAGAUCGAAUUGGCCAUGAUUGGAGAAGAGGAGUGUGUCCUUGGUCUGACUGAUAGGUGUCGUUUUUUCAUCAAUGACAUUGAGGUUGCAUCAAAUGCCACGUCAUUUGCAGUGUAUGAUGAGUUUUUGUUGUUGACAACCCAUUCCCAUACCUGCCAGUGUUUUUGCCUGAGGGAUGCUUCAUUUAAAACAUUACAGGCCAGUAUGAGCAGCAGUCAUGUGUCCAAUGGGGAAGUUCUUCGGAAAGUGGAAAGGGGUUCACGGAUUGUCACUGUCGUGCCCCAGGAUACAAAGCUUAUAUUACAGAUGCCAAGGGGGAACUUGGAAGUUGUUCAUCAUCGAGCCCUGGUUUUAGCCCAGAUACGGAAGUGGUUGGACAGACUUAUGUUUAAAGAGGCAUUUGAAUGCAUGAGAAAACUGAGAAUCAAUCUCAAUCUGAUUUACGACCAUAACCCUAAGGUGUUUCUGGAAAAUGUGGAAACCUUCAUUAAACAGAUAGAUUCUGUGAAUCAUAUUAAUUUGUUUUUUACAGAAUUGAAAGAAGAAGAUGUCACAAAGACCAUGUACCCGCCACCAGUUAGCAGCAGCGUCCAUCUGUCCAGGGAUGACGGGAAAAAACUAGACCUUGUCUGUGAUGCUAUGAGAGCAGCCAUGGAGAACAUAAAUCCCCAUAAGUACUGCCUAUCCAUACUUACAUCUCAUGUGAAGAAGACAACCCCAGAACUGGAAAUUGUACUGCAGAAAGUACACGAGCUUCAAGGAAAUACUUCCUCUGAUCCAGAUGCUGUGAGUGCUGAAGAGGCCCUGAAAUAUUUGCUGCUUCUGGUAGAUGUUAAUGAAUUAUAUGAUCAUUCUCUUGGCACCUAUGACUUUGAUUUGGUCCUCAUGGUAGCUGAGAAGUCACAGAAGGAUCCCAAAGAAUAUCUUCCAUUUCUUAAUACACUUAAGAAAAUGGAAACUAAUUAUCAGCGGUUUACUAUAGACAAAUACUUGAAACGAUAUGAAAAAGCCAUUGGCCACCUCAGCAAAUGUGGACCUGAGUACUUCCCAGAAUGCUUAAACUUGAUAAAAGAUAAAAACUUGUACAAGGACGCUCUGAAGUUAUAUUCACCAAGCUCACAACAGUACCAGGAUAUCAGCAUUGCUUAUGGGGAGCACCUGAUGCAGGAGCACAUGUAUGAGCCAGCGGGACUCAUGUUUGCUCGUUGCGGUGCCCACGAGAAAGCGCUCUCAGCCUUUCUGACGUGUGGCAACUGGAAGCAAGCCCUCUGUGUGGCAGCCCAGCUUAACUUUACUGAAGACCAGCUGGCUGGCCUUGGCAGAACUCUGGCAGGAAAGCUGGUUGAGCAGAGGAAGCACAUUGAUGCAGCCAUGGUUUUGGAACAGUAUGCUCAGGAUUAUGAAGAAGCUGUGCUCUUGCUAUUAGAAGGAGCUGCCUGGGAAGAAGCUUUGAGGCUGGUAUACAAAUAUAACAGACUGGAUAUUAUAGAAACCAACAUAAAGCCUUCCAUUUUAGAAGCCCAGAAAAAUUAUAUGGCAUUUCUGGACUCUCAGACAGCCACAUUCAGUCGCCACAAGAAACGUUUAUUGGUAGUUCGAGAGCUCAAGGAACAAGCCCAGCAGGCAGGUCUGGCUGAUGAGGUACCCCACGGCCAAGAGUCUGACCUCUUCUCUGAAACUAGCAGUGUUGUGAGUGGCAGUGAGAUGAGUGGCAGAUACUCCCAUAGUAACUCCAGGAUAUCAGCGAGAUCAUCUAAGAAUCGCCGAAAAGCGGAGCGGAAGAAGCACAGUCUCAAAGAAGGCAGUCCGCUGGAGGACCUGGCCCUCCUGGAGGCACUGAGUGAAGUGGUGCAGAACGCUGAAAACCGGAAAGAUGAAGUAUACCAUAUUUUAAAGGUACUCUUUCUCUUUGAGUUUGAUGAACAAGGAAGGGAAUUACAGAAGGCCUUUGAAGAUAUACUGCAGUUGAUAGAAAGGUCAAUUCCAGAAAUUUGGACUCUUACCUACCAGCAGAAUUCAGCUACCCCCGUUCUAGGUCCCAAUUCUACUGCAAAUAGCAUCAUGGCUUCUUAUCAACAACAGAAGACUUCAGUUCCUGUUCUUGAUGCUGAACUUUUUAUACCACCAAAGAUCAACAAAAGAACUCAGUGGAAGCUGAGCCUGCUAGACUGAGUGACCGCAGUUAGGAGGGCUCCGACAGAGAAGACCAUUUCCAUUCAUUCCUGUUGUCGUAUCACCACUUGCUUUUUGAGGCCUGGGUACUGAGAACUGGAAAGAGUAAGAUGGUAACUUACCUUAGCAUUGCCAAGAACGGCUGUGUGCACCAGACCGACAGCAAGCAAUUCUAUUUAUUUUAUUUUGUGUAUGCAUCUUAAUCAUUAGGAAGACAUUAAGCUUGCUAAUGUCUUGCUUAACCAGUAUAGCAUCAUUUUGUGAGAAUUGUUGGUCUUUCGCUUGGGCUGUUUGAGAGCAUAAUUAUGGUAAUCAUGAGAUUGGGUUUCCUUCCCAGCUACAGGUCUGAUUCAAAUUGGGACCUUGGACAAGUCACAGUAAUUGAUUUGUGCCUCUGUUCUUCAUCGAUUAAUUGGAAAUAAUGUUUCACGGUUUCUACCUCAAAAGUGCGAAGACAAGUAAUGUUUGUAAAUUGUCUUUUUUUAUUGGAGGAGAAGAUUACAAUGGCUAUUAUUGCUACAUUUGGUCAAAUGUAAUCACACUUAAAUGGCUUCUUGUCACCUUAAACUAAAGCAAAAUAAAAAGCAUCCUUUGAAAUUAUAAGCCCUCUUUUGCUAACAGCUGUUAUUCUGUAACACCAUACUAGGUCAUAUGCUUUCAGUUAUAACUGGGCUGAGCCUCCUAUAAUUACAAUGCCUAUAGGGACUGUUUUACUGCCUGUGUAUUUUCUGUUAGAGAGUUAGCAGUGUUAGAGCUUGAACAGAUUAGAAUUUCUAAACAGUAUCAUGCACAUUUGGUGUGAGUGAUCAGUGUGCAUUGUAUGGCAUGCAUGGUUGUGAAUUCUUCUCUGUUCUCCAAAUACUGCUUUCUUUAACUCAGAUAUUUUUGUUAGUCUAGUUCACUUCAUUUAUUUUUCUUUGUAGUACUUACCUGUCUUUUAUACAGUUCUCCACCCCCC